CCCAUAAGAGGGGUGGGCGGUGGAGAGCUCGGGUUCAUCCGAGGCUGCUAUGCCGAGUGAGGGCUGCAGUGCAGGCCUAAGGGUGGUCAGCUCGGAGGCCUGGGCUAUGUCCUUCCUGAGCAUCGUCCACCUGUCCCUGGACAGCCCUGUCCAUGCCAUCUGUGUGCUGGGCAUGGAAAUCUGCUUGGAUCUCAACCAGUGACCCCAGAAGUGCAAGUCCUUCACCAUUGCUGGCUCUGCAGGGGUCUCAGUCAGUAUCCACAACACAGUCCCGGUCGUGACCAAAGAAGAGGCUGCCAUGACCCGCUGGGCUCUGUCUGACCCCAUGGACGUGCUGGUGAGGAUGGUAUCCCUCAGCUCUGCCACUGAUGGGGACAGGGUUUUGGUUUCAUACUACCAGCCUGAUGAGGAAGUCCCCGUGGCCACAGCAGAGCUGUACCUCACUGGCUUUGCGGUCCCCCUGGAUGUGGAUAUCAGCUGCAGUGGGCGAGUCCAGAUGACAAGUGACGAAGAGGCUAAGAAAAACUGGGUCUGGGGUCCCAGUGGUUGGGAUGCCAUCCUGCUUGUGAACGGCAGCCCUGCUGACGUGGGCCAGCUGGUAGACAGGAGGCCCACAAAGGUGUCCUAUUCAGAAGAAAUAAAGAGUCUGUCCCAGAUGACACUGAAUGUUCAAGGGCCCAGCUGCAUUUUAAAGAAAUACCGGCUGGUUCUCCACACCUCCAAGGGAAAGUCAGAGAAGGCAAGAGUCUCCCGGCCCCAAAAAGGCAGCUCUAGCACCUCUGAUUUGGUACUGGGGCCCGGCCAGCACAUCUAUACCUUUGACCCCCUUGAGAACCACUUGAAGGAAACAUUCUAAGUUGAACCUGUGCAGUUCCCAUCCGCCGACUUCUCAGGCCUGAUUUUUUACUCCAUUUCCCUGGUGGCAGAGUCCCAAGACCCGUCAAUUCCAGAGACCCUGGUGUACAAAGACACAGUGGUGUUCCAGGUGGCUCCCUGCAUCUUUAUACCCAGCACCCAGAUGCCUCUAGAGGUUUACCUGUGCAGAGAGCUGCAGGUGCAGGGUUUUGUGAACAUGGUGACAGAGCUGAGCAAGGAGAGUAACAGCCAGGUGACAGCUGUCUAUGAGGACCCCGGCUGCCUGGGCAGGUGGCUCCAGGAUGGGAUGGCCUUCUGCUACAUGCAGGCUCCCCACGAGACGCUUUCUCUGGUUCUCGACACCCCAUGGAUCCUCAAGUUCGAAGAUUUCCCCAUGAAAUACUCACUGAGCCCUGGGGUUGGCUCUGUGAUCCACGGCACCAAGGACCACCGGCUGGCCAGUAUGGAUUCCACUGGGAACCUGAUGGUGUCCCCACCUGUCCAGGUGGGAGGCAAAGAAUACCGAGGCAGGAUCCGCAUUGGCAGCAGCUUUCACCCCAGCGAGGAGGGCUGGGACACGGGCAAGGCCCUGCGGGACUUCCUUUACGCCCAGCAACUCCAGGCCACGGUGGAACUGUUCUCAGACUGGCUGAUGACUGGCCACAUGGAUGAGUUCAUGUCCUUCAUCCCCAUGCAGGACAAGAUGGAGGGGGAAAAGGGCUUCCGGCUGCUCCUGGCCAGCCCCAGCUCCUGUAGACUGUUCCAGCAGAAACAGAAGGAGGGCUGUGGAGACAUGCCUCUGUUCGGAAAGGUUCGAGUGGAUCAGCUCCUUUCGAACGGGAGGGAGGCCCAUACCAUCAGUCACCUGCUGGCUGACGAGAACAUGAGAAAGCAGAAUGGCUAUGUGGAGGAAGGGGCCCAGGACUGUAUCCACCUGAGCCGUGACAUCCUCGAGAGGGAGCUGGGCCUGCGGAGGGACGUCAUCGACAUCCCGCAGCUGUUCUGUGAACAGCUGGCUAAUGUCCCCUCCAGCCAGCAGACCAGGAAACUCUUCGUGAGGCCCCACUUCCCUGCCCUGCUGCAGAUGGUGGUGAUGGGCAAGAAGCUAGGCAUCCCCAAGCCUUUGGGGCCGAUUGAGAGCAUGUGCUGCUUGAGAGAAAACAUUUGCCAGUUGCUGGAGUCCCUGGGCUUCAAGUGCACCUUCAUUAAUGACUUUGACUGCUACCUGACCAAGAUUGGAGACUUCUGUGCGUGUGCCAACAUCCGCUGGGUCCCCUUUGCCUUCAAAUGGUGGAGAAUGGUGCCUUAGCCCCAGGCCUAG
Manis pentadactyla (Chinese pangolin) is the source of this 2176-nucleotide messenger RNA. It is a transcript of the gene PADI6, whose product is annotated as peptidyl arginine deiminase 6. NCBI's taxonomy places the organism in Eukaryota, Metazoa, Chordata, Mammalia, Pholidota, Manidae. The record is from RefSeq and is a predicted model, not a curated record. Gene Ontology annotation, molecular function: calcium ion binding; protein-arginine deiminase activity. Gene Ontology annotation, cellular component: cytoplasm.